Astyanax mexicanus (Mexican tetra) is the source of this 839-nucleotide messenger RNA. RefSeq names its product microsomal glutathione S-transferase 3b (gene mgst3b). NCBI's taxonomy places the organism in Eukaryota, Metazoa, Chordata, Actinopteri, Characiformes, Acestrorhamphidae. The record is from RefSeq and is a predicted model, not a curated record. Bases 180 to 602 code for a protein of 140 amino acids. Gene Ontology annotation, cellular component: endoplasmic reticulum; membrane; nuclear envelope. Gene Ontology annotation, molecular function: glutathione transferase activity; glutathione peroxidase activity. The transcript has 4 exons.
UAUCGCGAGAUUUCCUCUGUUUUUUCUGCGACUUUUGCACUCGUCUCCUUUAGCACGGAGAAAAGGGCUGAAACAGGGUGAGUCUGCACUUUAGCCCACUCUUAAAAUCAUUACAGACGCGUGCAGGUACAGGUAUUUUACCGCUAGUGUGGAGAAGAGGCCCAGCCGCGCUUAGAAACAUGGAGAUUAUAGAUAUCCUCCCCGCCAACUUCGGCUACGUGAUCCUGACCUACCUGUACAGCUGGAUCAUGCUCACCUACCUCGCCGUUAAAGUUGGAGGCGCGAGGAAGAAAUACAACAUUAAGUACCCCACCAUGUACAGCGACAAGGAGGACGUGUUCAACUGCAUCCAGAGGGCUCACCAGAACACACUGGAGGUCUACCCACAGUGGCUCGUAUUCCAGACCAUUGCUGCACUCGUGUAUCCAACCGUGGCCUCUGUUCUGGGUGUCAUCUGGGUGACCAGCAGGUUCUCGUAUGCCUGGGGUUACUACACUGGCAACCCUGUAAAGAGGAUGAACGGGAGCUAUGGCUACAUAGGCCUCUUUGGAGUGAUGAUCCUCUCCAUAUCUGUUGCCCUGCAGCUCCUUGGAGUGUUUUAAGAGCCUCUGAACACUAACCACAUUCUCAGCACUGACCAUUUCAAAGUUAUAAAGGCAUUUUUCAUUUUCAUAUUUAAAAUGCAUUUUAUAUUUCUUCCACACAUUGCUCUACAGAAUGUGAAAAUGUACUGUUUCUGUUAGACCACUAUUAGUUUGUAUACUGUUUAUCAUGUACCGCACAUUGACUUGUACUUAACAUUUCUCUUAAUACAAUAAAAGCAUUUCAAUCAUGCUGAA